Mesitornis unicolor (brown roatelo) is the source of this 3207-nucleotide messenger RNA. It is a transcript of the gene ENPEP, whose product is annotated as glutamyl aminopeptidase (aminopeptidase A). Gene Ontology annotation, biological process: proteolysis; peptide catabolic process. Gene Ontology annotation, cellular component: cytoplasm. Lineage: Eukaryota; Metazoa; Chordata; Aves; Mesitornithiformes; Mesitornithidae. The coding region runs from base 236 to 3064 and encodes 942 amino acids. The record is from RefSeq and is a predicted model, not a curated record. Gene Ontology annotation, molecular function: zinc ion binding; peptide binding; metalloaminopeptidase activity. The transcript is spliced from 20 exons.
CUCUCAGUCCAGCUGCACUCCUUUUGAUCAUUCACAUUUCCUCCAAAUGCAUGUUGUCUUUAAUUAAUUGAGUGUUUCGUGGAAAGCGAGGUGGGGGAGACAGGCAGAGAACAGCUAUAGCUACACAAUUAAAAUACAAACCAAGUUUGCUGAGUUUACUGAAUACGAGUCCUGAAGUACUAACAAGCUUUUUCACGGUUAAUGUUUUGCUCUGAGAACAGACCCAGGAGCUGAGAUGGAGGGCAUGGAUUUUGACGAUGAGAAGUCCAAGAGGUACUGCAUGAAGGCAAAGCAUGUGGCUAUAAUCUGUGGCGUCGUGGUCGUUGUAGGUCUUGCUGUGGGACUUGGUGUGGGAUUGAGCAGACCUAAAUCUCAGGAACCUUCAGAAGGAACAGAUCAGCCAACAAACCCUCCUCCCCCGGUGGAUUUGGGUCCUUGUCCUGCUAAAAAUGAUGAAACUGGAGACUGGAGACAUUUCAGGCUACCCACUUAUGUCAAGCCUGUCCACUAUGAUCUGGAAAUUAAGCCUGAAAUGGAGACAGACAUUUACACUGGGACAGUCAGCAUAUCUAUUGCUUUGGAAAGAUCUACCAGCUACCUGUGGCUCCACCUGCGAGAGACCAAGAUUACAGAAAUGCCCACGCUCUGGAAAUCCUCAGGACAGCAGAUAGCUCUGAAUGACUGCUUUGAGUACAAGCCACAGGAGUACAUAGUGAUGAAGGCAGAAGCAGAGCUCCCUGUCACUGAUGAAAGUGAUCCCUAUGUACUCACCAUGAAGUUUCAAGGCUGGCUGAAUGGUUCCCUGGUUGGGUUUUACAGGACCACCUACACUGAGAAUGGACAGAUCAAGAGCAUUGCAGCUACUGAUCAUGAGCCAACAGAUGCACGGAAAUCAUUUCCUUGCUUUGAUGAGCCCAACAAAAAGGCAACUUACAACAUAUCCAUCAUCCAUCAGGAAGCAUACCAAGCACUUUCAAACAUGCCAGUACAGCAAACUGUACAGCUGGGUGGUGGCUGGAAUCGGACAACUUUUGAGAAGUCAGUUCCCAUGAGCACUUAUUUGGUAUGCUUUGCGGUGCACCAGUUUCAGUGGGUAGAGAAAAUAUCCGCUAGUGGAAAACCUCUGAGGGUUUAUGCCCAACCACUGCAACUACACACAGCAGAAUAUGCAGCAAAUGUAACAAAAAUUAUAUUUGACUUCUUUGAAGAGUACUUUAAUUUGAACUAUUCUCUUCCAAAACUAGAUAAAAUAGCUAUUCCAGAUUUCGGGACGGGUGCUAUGGAGAACUGGGGGCUGAUCACAUACAGAGAAACAAACCUGCUGUAUGAUCCCAAAGAGUCGGCCACUUCCAACAAACAGAGAGUAGCUGCUGUGGUAGCCCAUGAGCUCGUUCAUCAGUGGUUUGGAAAUAUCGUGACCAUGGACUGGUGGGAUGACUUGUGGUUAAAUGAAGGAUUUGCCAGUUAUUUUGAGUUCCUGGGAGUAAAUGCUGCAGAACCUGACUGGCAAAUGCUUGAACAGGUUUUAAUUGAUGAUGUGCUUCCUGUAAUGAAGGAUGACUCUUUGCUGUCUUCCCACCCAAUUGUGGUCGAUGUGUCAUCUCCAGCUGAAAUCACCUCUGUGUUUGACGGGAUAUCCUACAGUAAGGGUGCAUCAAUCCUCAGAAUGAUUAGGGACUGGAUUACACCAGAUCUCUUCCAGAAAGGCUGUCAGGCAUAUUUGAAGAACCACCAUUUCCAGAAUGCCAAGACACAACAAUUUUGGGAAGCUCUGGAAGAGGCAAGUAAUAAACCUGUGAAGGAAGUCAUGGACACAUGGACUAGGCAGAUGGGCUACCCUGUUUUGGAGAUGGAAAGUAAUUCAGUAUUCACACAGAAACGUUUUCUCUUGGAUCCCAAUGCAAAUGCUUCUCAUCCUCCUUCUGAUCUUGGUUACAAAUGGAAUAUACCAGUGAAAUGGAGACUUGGAAAUUCAGCAAAUUAUACUUUGUACAACAAAUCAGAUUCUGACGGAAUGACAAUAACAUCAUCUCCUAAUACUUUUGUGAACAUUAAUCCAGACCACAUUGGAUUCUAUCGGGUGAAUUAUGAUGGUUUAAACUGGGCCUGGUUAAGCAUUCUUCUGGACAGCAACCAAAAUAAUUUUUCAGCUGCUGACCGUGCAGGGAUUUUGGAUGAUGCCUUUUCUUUAGCAAGAGCUGGACUUGUGAAUUACUCUGUUGCCCUGGAGCUCACAAAAUACCUAACAAAUGAAAGUGACUAUUUACCUUGGCAUAGAGUUAUAUCAUCUGUAACUUACCUUGCAAACAUGCUUGAAGAUGAUACGAAUCUCUAUCCUCAUUUUCAGGGAUAUUUUCGCCACCUGGUAAAACCCAUUGUGGAUCAACUGCAUUGGAAUGAUUCUGGAGGCCAUUUGGAGAGGCUUCUUCGUGCAUCUGUUCUAGACUUUGCCUGCAGUAUGGGUGACACAGAAUCUUUAAACAACGCUUCUCAACUAUUCAAAGAAUGGCUUCAAGGAGAAACUAUUCCUGCAAAUCUCCGACUCCUGGUAUAUCGCUAUGGGAUGCAGACCUCAGGCAACGAGUCAUCGUGGAAUUACAUGUUCCAGAAAUACCAAGAAACUUCAUUAGCACAAGAAAAAGAAAAGCUGCUGUAUGGCCUGGCAUCAGUGAAGAACAUCACCCUUUUAGACAGGUAUCUGAAAUAUAUUUACAACACCAACCUCAUCAAAAGCCAAGAUGUGUUCACAGUCCUGAGAUACAUCUCCUAUAACACCUAUGGGAAAACAAUCGCCUGGGACUGGAUACGACUUAACUGGCAGUACUUAGUUGACAGGUUUACUAUCAAUGACAGAAACCUUGGUCGAAUAGUAACUAUUACCCAAACUUUCAACACUGAGCUCCAGCUUUGGCAGAUGGAAAAUUUCUUUGAGAAAUAUCCUAAUGCUGGGGCAGGAGAAUCACCCAGAAGUCAGUCAAUUGAGCAGGUGAAGAGCAACAUUGAAUGGCUAAAAGUAAACAAGGAGGAAAUACGAAUGUGGUUAGAAGACCAUCCGGUUCUUUAAAGUCUUACUUUGUUAAAAAAUCCAGGCACUAAUUCUGGGCACUCAGAUCCUCAGAGAUACUUAACAGUGUGGAUUUCUCACUUAGGUACCUUAGAGGACCAAGGCCUAAUAUUUUUUCUACGAACACUCAGGAGACCACUGCC